CAGAGACACAGUCAGGCGUCCGCCGGCAGAGAGGACAGACGGACCGCAACCAUGACUGCUUCCUGGAAGCAGCUGCUCUUUCAGAUCCCCCUGAUGCUCAUCUCCACCAGACACAUCAACACAAAGAAAGUAUCUGUGACACCAACUCCUCUGGCCCCCAUAUCUGCUCUGCAACCAGAGAUGAGAAGCGCUGUCCUAAAAGGCGAUGGUCACACAGAGACAAUCAAGCUCCAUAAUCCCGUCAAUCUGACGCUGGAGUGUACCUGGCCGGGAAAACUGAACAAAGUGCCAAAUAUAACCACUUACUGGAGAAAAGAUGGGACCGAAAUCCUGGAAAGUUAUCGCACAGCGUCACUCGAGAAUGAGCAGAUUAAUCUCAAGCGAGAGUUCAUUAUCAACAAUGAGGAAUCCCUUGGAAAUUACUCGUGCAUUUUUGGUAGUGAGGCAGAAUUUGUUUUCAUUCUUAGAGUUCCACAGAUCCAUGAUGUGAGAGACAAGCCGAUAGUCAGCUAUGUUGGGGAUGCUGUGAUGCUGACAUGUAAAAUGGAUAAAACCGACCCUAUGCCGACCACCUGGAACUGGUAUAAGGACAACGGGACAGACAAGGAGCAGAUAUUUGAGGUUGCGACGCCUGAACGCUACAAGAUCACCAAUGACAAGUGGAGCACCAAGCUGCAAGUGAAGAACCUGACGGCGGCGGACGGAGGGCGGUAUUACUGCGGCGCCGUGUACGCCAUCGGCCUCUCACUGAGCCCGGUGGACCUCAAAGUGAUCACCUUCAUGGAACCACUGAAGCCCUUCAUAAGCAUCGUGGUUGAAGUCGUGGUUCUGGUCUCCGUCAUUCUGAUCUAUGAGAGAAAUCGCUCAAAGAAAAAAGUGGCAGAAGAAACUGGGACCACCUCAGAGCAAAAUGCGGCACUGCCACAGGGGGAAGAUCCCGAGGGAGAUGAAAGUUCUUCAAUGAGACAUCGCAAAGUUUAAAGUCCACAAAGAGACAAGCGCUUCCAAUACCUUCAUAUUUAAAGGUGAAUAAGACUCUGAAAGCAAUAUUUAAAUAAUUAUUUUGGGUAUAUGUAAUCCUAACAGCAACCAAAUAUAUUUACAAUAACCAGAGUGUCAUUUUCACCACUCCAGCAUUCCUGGUGAGCAAAUGUUUUUUACUUUAAAGCGGACGUUUGUGACGUGAGAAGCCUGAAACACUUUGCUUCUUUCCUUCCUGUGCAGAAACUGAAGUAGCGCGGUUUGCUCACUUCCUAUUUCCUGCUGCUUCUUUGACCUUUGCUGCUGUUGCGUAGAAGUUGUGGUUUGCGAGCAGUGCCUUACACUCUCUAAAAGCAAUUCACUAACCCCUCACUGUGCCGUGAACUCUUUCCAACCUGUCGGUUUGUUCUUGAAAUCUUUGUUCCAACAUCCUCUAUCUUAGAAUACAUAUGGAUUUAUAUCCUCAUUUUUGCUGAUGUGUAUAAACACCCUGUUUGUGCUGGAAAUUUGUAAUAAGUUCACCCCUAAACUCAAUGGAACCAUCUUCAGGUUGUGUCAAAUGAUCAAAACAAUAAAGAUGGGC
Menidia menidia (Atlantic silverside) is the source of this 1564-nucleotide messenger RNA. The record is from the annotation of a GenBank genome assembly. NCBI's taxonomy places the organism in Eukaryota, Metazoa, Chordata, Actinopteri, Atheriniformes, Atherinopsidae.